CGUUAUUCUGUGUGGAACUAGUCAUAUGCUCAACCCAAAACCGAUAAAAGUGUCACUUAAUACAUUUUGCCUCUGGGCCCCUCAUUUAUGUUUCCAUUGUGUUAUCAUCAGCUAGAAGCUCAUUGAUACAAUUGAACUCAAACCAGUUUCCUGCCAAGUGAUAACGACACAGAGCACAGUCAUCCAGUUCACGAAUUUGCUGAAGUACAGCAAUGUCACUUCGACUCGCUCUCGUUCAGUUGAAAGUAAUCGGCUCCAAACAGCAGAUUCUUCAAAACACAAUAAAUCAAAUAAAAAUUGCCGCACUGGUCAAGAAUGUUACCGUAGUCGUUCUUCCCGAGUGCUUCAACUGCCCCUACGAAGAAGAUGCCUUGAAAGAAAGCGCUGAGGAAAUUCCAGCCGGUGAGACAAGCCAAGCACUGCAGCGCGCGGCUCGAGACUACAGAGUCUACGUGGUGGGGGGAUCCAUUGUAGAGCGAUACUCGGGAAAUCUCUACCUCACAUGCCCGGUGUGGAAUCCGAAUGGGGAGCUAAUCGCAAAAUAUCAUAAAAUGCACUUGGGCGAUUCAAAUGCGAACGCAGAGGCGAUUGUCCGUGAAUCGGCUUGGUUCACCGCCGGUGAGGAUUUUGUCACGUUUGAUGUCAUUGGCGACGGCGAGUCGAGUCGAAAGGUGAAAGUCGGCUUGGGGAUUUGCUGGGAUAUGCGGUUCCCGGAGUUUGCUGCCUGCUAUCGGAAGCUGGGCUGUGGUGUUCUGCUGUAUCCGUCUCUUUGCGAUGUCAAGACUGGUGCCAUGCAUUGGGAGCUUCUUGCGCGUGCACGUGCGUUGGAUAAUCAGCUGUUUGUAGCGUUUUGUUCCCCGGCGCGGAAUGAGGAUGCACGAUUGGUUGCAUUUGGUCACUCGCUGGUUGUAGAUCCAUGGGGUGUGGUAAUUGCGGCGGGACUGGAAAAGGAAGACAUAGUUGUAGCCGAUUUGAAGCUGGAUUUGCUGAGCGAAGCAAGAGAAGAUUUGCCGGUUAUGAAUCAGAAACGAUUUGAUUUGUAUAAACAAGUUGGCGUGAACAACAAACAAUAGGGAGACAGUAGUUAUACAAUCAAUUGAUAUUAUAAUCAUCUUUAUCCAUUUGAAAAUUGUUCAAAUAAACAUUGGUUGGCAAUCAUG
This is a messenger RNA of Aedes albopictus (Asian tiger mosquito), 1160 nucleotides long. RefSeq names its product omega-amidase NIT2. Gene Ontology annotation, biological process: oxaloacetate metabolic process; L-glutamine metabolic process. The transcript is spliced from 2 exons. The record is from RefSeq and is a predicted model, not a curated record. NCBI's taxonomy places the organism in Eukaryota, Metazoa, Arthropoda, Insecta, Diptera, Culicidae. Gene Ontology annotation, cellular component: mitochondrion. Gene Ontology annotation, molecular function: omega-amidase activity. Bases 213 to 1073 code for a protein of 286 amino acids.